UGUCGCCAUGAACCAUGCAGAAAUCUUCUCAAGCGGGGGCCGCAGAGAAGACGCUUGAGGCGGCCAAGAAGAUUCAGAAAGUAUGCGUCAUGUUUACUGUGGCGGCCAUGAACGCGAGUGGCAUCAGCAGCACAGGCGGAGGCCCGGAAAAGCAGCCGGCGACAAGUGUCACAGCGACGAACCAAUCUGAGGUGUGCCAAUUGGCGGGCCUACAGUACGACAGGCCUUCCAUGUCUUACUACCGAAAGGGCAACGACCUUAUAAGCCUCGACACCAACAAGACCAUCGUGACAAAGGUCAAGACUGUCCUGAAGAAGUACAUAGACGUCUGCGUAGCCGUCUACGACGUACAGUUCGACAACUGCAAUGACAAAGUUCUCGUUCUAACUUCUACUAUUGUCGCAACCUUCAACAAACAGCUCCGGCGUCGUUAAGAGACCGAAAACAACAU
Rhipicephalus sanguineus (brown dog tick) is the source of this 451-nucleotide messenger RNA. RefSeq lists its product as uncharacterized. The record is from RefSeq and is a predicted model, not a curated record. The coding region runs from base 15 to 434 and encodes 139 amino acids. NCBI's taxonomy places the organism in Eukaryota, Metazoa, Arthropoda, Arachnida, Ixodida, Ixodidae. The transcript has 3 exons.